UGAAAACAUUGCCCGCUUUACAGUGGUUUGUUAAGAAUUGUAGUGGAUGGAUAUUUAGACACAUUUGUAGUGAUGGAUUACUACUUUAGUAUUGUUUCACCACCCAGCCAAUGUGCCUUACUGGUUGCCAAGAAAUUAGGAAUUACACUAAACCUCAAGCAAACGAACAUAUACGAUGCGGUUGAAUUAGAUGCCUUGUCGAAGAUCAAUCCAUAUCACAUUCUUCCCAUGCUUGUGGACAACGGGAAUAUAAUCUUCGAAUCGUACGCAAUCGUUCUUUAUCUGGUGGAAACAUACGCCAGCGAUGAUACACUCUACCCGAAGGAUCCGAAAGUACGCUGUGUUGUAAACCAACGUUUGUUCUUCGAUGUGGCCACACUGUAUAAGCAGAUCUAUGAAAACAUACACGUCCAGAUGCAGAACCAAAAGCCUACCGAGAAGCAGGAGCAAAGGUUGAAAAAAGCCACAGCUAUACUGGAACACUUCCUUACCGAACGAUCGUACGCUGCAGCAGAUCAUCUGACGGUGGCGGACAUUUGUUUGGUUAUCAAUGUAACAGCACUUACCCUUUGGCUGAGAUAUGAUCUCGAACCUUAUCCACGUGUAAGAGAUUGGUAUGCAAGAGCAACAGCGGAAAUUCCGGACUGGGUCAAGUUCCGAAAGGAAUGUGAAGAAGCCACCAGAGCGUACGUAGUAAGUCGAAACAUUGUAAUUCCUUCAUAGUAAGCAAUUUGAGUGGUCGAUUUUUUGUGAUAAGAAAAUUCAAACUAGAGAAAACGCUCGUUUUGAGAGAGAACUAGAGAAAAAAAAUGUUUAAAUAAUGAGAUCAUACGACGUAUUUCGAAUGCCAUUGGAAAUGUAUUCGUUAACAAUACAACUACCAGAAAUAGAGAGAAGGAACGUAAAUUUAUCCAAUAAAAAUUAUUACCCAGCAGGGUUCGGCACCUAAA
This is a messenger RNA of Anopheles funestus (African malaria mosquito), 950 nucleotides long. RefSeq names its product glutathione S-transferase D5-like. The transcript has 2 exons. The coding region runs from base 73 to 723 and encodes 216 amino acids. Lineage: Eukaryota; Metazoa; Arthropoda; Insecta; Diptera; Culicidae. Gene Ontology annotation, biological process: glutathione metabolic process. Gene Ontology annotation, molecular function: glutathione transferase activity. The record is from RefSeq and is a predicted model, not a curated record.